This is a messenger RNA of Rhizopus microsporus ATCC 52813, 3672 nucleotides long. RefSeq lists its product as uncharacterized. Gene Ontology annotation, molecular function: intracellular sodium-activated potassium channel activity. NCBI's taxonomy places the organism in Eukaryota, Fungi, Mucoromycota, Mucoromycetes, Mucorales, Rhizopodaceae. The record is from RefSeq and is a predicted model, not a curated record. The coding region runs from base 52 to 3558 and encodes 1168 amino acids. Gene Ontology annotation, cellular component: membrane. The transcript has 22 exons. Gene Ontology annotation, biological process: potassium ion transport.
UUUUACUGCCAAUCUUUUUUCCCUUUUUUAUCCUUCUUAUCUCUAAGCUUGAUGGGAAGCAAUUUUAUGGUAUUAAAGGAAAUAGAAGCAAGGGAUAACGAAGAAAGCAGCUUAAUAUCAGACAGUCAACAUUCAACCUAUGGAUCAACUCAAGGCCAGAGAUCGCGAUUGUCAGCUCCCUCUCUAAAUCAGCUACCCGACGAUCCCUACUCUGAUCAUGGUGGCAGCAGUGAAGAAUUUUCUUCUGCAAAAUUAGCAAAACGAAAAAAGAAACGUCUUCAGAAGCACCAUAAAAAUAGACCAAAGCUCGUUAGUAAGCUAUCUCAUAUUGUCAGGAGCGCUGCUCAAUCUGAAGAAGAAGAUAACACAGAUGAUGUGAUACAGAUAUCGCCAGAUGACCUUAUUUUACCUGAACUGGACCAAAAUGCUGCAGAAGUAAGAGAGUACGUUUCGUCUCCGAUUAAACCUUCAGAUCGCCGUAUUUCUAGGAAACACAAAGUAAACUUGAGCACAAUUCGUGAAAAGUAUAGAGAAGCAAGACUUCAUGAAAGAAAUGGUACUUUGCCUCACACAAAGUUACAAAGUAUAAAGAGAUACCUACACUAUGACACUCGUAUUGCAAAUGCAAAGGAGAUACUCUUUGGAAACACUAGUAUUAUUCUCUUUGUCUACACAGAUUUACUUGUUGAUGUAUUACUAUGUCUUGCAUACCUAGUAGAGAUGAAAGAGGAAGCUAGUAUUACUGCUGAACCUUAUUGGCUUUUUAAAUGGAGAUCCUACGAUUUAUGGUCUCUUUGUAUAAUUUUAAGCUUAUGGAACUUUGCUUCGUUUGUCAUGCGCAUGAUCUUGACAGGAAGGCCAUUGAGUGUUUUGUUCAGUUUCAGGUCCUUUAUCGAAGCUCUAACUACAUUUCCAUUUCUCAUGUCUGUUUUCAUCAAACAUGGUCAAUUUCUCUAUGUUCCUUAUUUCCUUAGAAGCUGGGUUCUUUUAUUAAGAAUCAAAAGUGUCAUAAAGAUAAAAACCAACCUUCUUAUGACAGGAAAACCUGUUGAUCCACUCAAUUCCAAAUUGGUACAUCUAGCAGGCACCAUCAUGGUAUUACUCUAUAACGGUCUAUCAGCUUUUCAAUACUGUGAAGUAACAUUUGGAAGUAAUAACUAUUCAAUAUUGGACUCUCUUUAUGUUGUUAUGGUAACUCUAUCCACUGUUGGCUACGGAGACAUAACACCGCAAACUGAGGGUAGCAGAGUGGUUAUGAUGUUACUGAUCGUAAUAUCAUUGGCAGUGUUACCCAGCUUGAUUGCUGAUGCUUUAAAUACUCUGCGUAAAAGAAAUGACUGGGGAGGAUAUGUCUCUGAGUCAUCAAAGCCUUUUAUAUUGCUUGUUGGUUCAUUUCGACCAGAACAAGUUACAGAGAUAUUGGACGGAUUUUUGAAUACGGAAAAUACAGAACCACAUUUGAAUGUUGUAUUUUUGGAUAUAAACCGUCCUAAUGAAGAAUUAAAGUACCUUGAAAGAAAUUCAAUGUGGGGACACCGUAUUCAAUUCAUACAUGGUUCAGUUUUGGAUGAGCAAACAUUAAAAAGAGUGCAAGCAAGAUCAGCGUCUGCUAUCUUUACACUUUCAGACCAGCAUGCUCCAGAUCCUCAAAAGGAGGAUGAACGCAAUACGGUUAGACUGUGGUCACUCUACUGUCAUACAGUAGUUCAUAAUGUGGACAUUUAUACCUAUAACCUUUCGCCAUCCACAGCCAUUUACCAAAAAAUGGCUAAAGAAAUCAUUUGUGUUAGAGAAUUUAAGCAGUAUCUACUAGCUAUGAAUUGCCGCUGCCGUGGUGCGUCGACUUUACUUACUAAUUUACUACAUCAGAGACGUCCAAUGGAUCAUUACGAUGAAUCUUGGCAGGCACAAUAUGAUGAUGGGUCAUGUAAUGAAAUCUAUAUGGAUCGACCUCCUUUAGCACUGGUUGGUCUCUCAUUCAAGGAAGCAGCAUGGGUGGUGUAUACUGAAUGCCAAGUCAUCUUGUUUGGUAUAAAGACAUACCUAGACAGCCCAGAUCAUCGAGAGAUGCUCUUAAAUCCUGAAAAUAACUAUAUCAUUAAAUCAGACGAUCUGUGUGUUUACAUGUGUGAAAGUCCCAGAGAGGUCGAAGAUAUAAACGCACUGCAUAUAAACUAUGUAAGAGAAAAGAUUGCCAAAAUGACAACAACGAGAAGAACAGACAGCAACAAACGAAACCCCUCUUCUGAAACUGUUAUGCAUAUUCCCUCCUCUGGUGCGUCCAUCAAAAAUGAGCCCAAAGCUAGUUUACCUCCAGCGAGUGAAUCUGCUCCAACCACACCUGGCACGGUCAAUGAAGAAGCUACCAUGACCAUGUCGCAUAUUUCACGUCCAGGCUCGCCUACAAUGCAGGGAAAUUCUCGGACCCUUCAUCAUGUACCUUCUAUCGAGUCAAACCGGACAAUAAGCCCUAUACGACAAAGCUUCCAACUGUCGAAGCUACCAACACCUCGUAUGGCUCUCUUGACAGGAAGCAGAAGACUUGUAAGUCGCUUAGGACAGCUACCUACUCUGGAACAUCCUGAUACAGACAUUGAAGCUUCGCCUGUGUGUUACUUGCUUGAUAAACCAGCUACUUUACGUGAACUGACUAUUGAAUCGGCUGAGCAUUUGGCUGGCCAUAUUGUAGUUUGUAUGCAUCACAAGGUAUCCAACAUAUUCAAGUUUAUCUUCAACCUAAGGUCACCACAAUUGAAGCCAAAUGAACUUCAGGAUAUUGUCUUUUUGUGCACUUCUUUGCCUACACCAAAAACAUUUGAAUCUCUCUGUCGGUUUCCUAAGGUCUUUUUCAUGGUGGGUGACUGCCAACAUCCCGAAGAUUUGAUCAAAGCCGGUGUUAAACGAGCAAAGCAAGUUGUUGUAAUGAGUGAAAGAGAAUGCUUGGAUCAACAUCAAAGAACUUCAGAUAGUCCAGCAAUUAUGACGAGCCAUCUUCUUGAUCUCUUACUGCAAGAUCGACCCUAUGAUUCUUCACGCAUUGUAAACCUUGUUGAAAAAUCCAAUAUUCGGUUCAUGCACUUGCUACAAGGGAAAGACGUUGCUGAGGAAAUCGAUGUGUUUUACACACCAGCAUAUGCUGCUGGAAAUGUCGUGGUUGAUAGUUUAUUAAGUAACGUAUUGCUCAGUCAAACGUACUAUAAGCCAGAUAUUGUGUCUGUCAUUAAAGCUCUAUGUGGUAUGCCUGGACCGCUUUAUGACAAAGACACUGCUCAUAUGCUCAUGUGUGGAACAAAAUUUCAUUCUCAUCUUUUCAAAAGCUCUAGACACCUUAUGCUCGUCGUCCUGCCACCUUUAUUCAUUGGUAAACCGUUUUCGGCGUUGUUUGAAAGUCUGAUAUUAGAUCAUGAAGUAGUAGCACUUGGUCUCUUGCGUGCACCUGAUGAAAAUAUGGGAAAUGAGCUUUCAUUUGUUUAUACGAACCCUGUUCCUUCAUUGAUCUUGAAAAGAACAGACAAAAUUUACGUACUGGCAUCACCUGGUUGGUCUUAUUUUUCUUAAUAAACUUGUAUUACGUAAGUACACUUGUCGGCUCCAUCAACAAAGACCACUUGGCUUACCUGUAAUUAUAAUAAAUUCGCAUUUCUCGAAAUACACUCUUUCCGGAAAGUAAAU